AUGCAAUUGUCCAAGAUCGUGCUCGCUUCCAUCCUUGCUUCCCUGGCCACCGCGGCCGACGAGAUCGUCAACCAGAUCGGCGACGGCCAGGUCCAGGCCCAGACUGUGGAAACCACUGCUGAGACGGCACCAGCCACUUCUGCCCAGACCACUGCCCAGACCACGGCUCAGACCACUGCCCAGACCACGGCUCAGACCACGGCUCAGACCACGGCUCAGACCCCAGCUACCUCGUCCGCCGUCUCCACAUCCACCGUGGAGCAGGACACCACCGUCACCAGCCUGGCCACAGAUACCCUGACCACGUGUGCAGAGAGCUCUGCCGCCGCCCAGCCUACUCCAGGCACCGCUGCCUCCAGCUCCGAGGGCGUCCAGACCCUGUACGUCCAGACCGCCGAGACGGUCACCCUUCAGGGCAGCCAGACCGUUGUGACCACCUACGCUCCAUACAGUUCUGUCCCAGCUGUCUGUCCCUGUGAAACGACCCCGGCUUCCACCCCUGCUACCGCCGCUACCACCUCCCCAGCUCCAGCUGGAAGCUCUUCGAAGGACUCGUGGAACACCGUCUACACCUCUUCUUCUUCCGAGGGCGUCACCUACGUGGACGAGACCACCACCCCAACGUCUACCGUGACAAACAACCACUACUCCACUACCAACGAGUACGUCACCACUACGUCUACCUACUCAGGCGCAUCCUCCGCGGCUACCGUUGCUUCCUAUUCUUCUCCAAGCUCGAACGGCACUUCCUCAAUCGAGAACUUCGAGGCCGGCGCUGCCAAGCUGAUGGUCAGCUCCGGAGCCGUUGGAAUUGCUGCCCUGGCACUACUUUUCUAA
Ogataea haglerorum is the source of this 837-nucleotide messenger RNA. RefSeq lists its product as uncharacterized. Gene Ontology annotation, molecular function: structural constituent of cell wall. The record is from RefSeq and is a predicted model, not a curated record. Gene Ontology annotation, cellular component: cell wall. The transcript has a single exon. NCBI's taxonomy places the organism in Eukaryota, Fungi, Ascomycota, Pichiomycetes, Pichiales, Pichiaceae. The coding region runs from base 1 to 837 and encodes 278 amino acids.